This is a messenger RNA of Syngnathoides biaculeatus (alligator pipefish), 3937 nucleotides long. RefSeq names its product membrane-associated guanylate kinase, WW and PDZ domain-containing protein 1 (gene magixb). The coding region runs from base 41 to 3937 and encodes 1298 amino acids. The record is from RefSeq and is a predicted model, not a curated record. The transcript has 15 exons. Gene Ontology annotation, molecular function: protein binding. Gene Ontology annotation, cellular component: cytoplasm. Lineage: Eukaryota; Metazoa; Chordata; Actinopteri; Syngnathiformes; Syngnathidae. Gene Ontology annotation, biological process: signal transduction.
UCCUUGAAUUUGCGUCUCCUCCCCUCGCAGCUCAUUUGCCAUGUCGAAGAACAACACCGCGAGGAAGCAGCACUGGCGCUCCAGGACGCAGGACUCCUUCGUCCCCCUGACGGACUCCUCGGGGGAGCUCGGCGUCGCCGUGGGAGGGGGCGCCGAUUACGGAGAAUUCCCUUUCGUCACGGCCGCCCCCGGGGACGGACUCGCCGUGGGCGACAUCAUCCUGGAGAUCGGCGGGACGCCCGUCCUGGGGAUGACUUUGGGGGACGUGCGGGGGGUGCUCAACUCCUGCCCCCAUCCGGUCCGGAUCAAAACCGUCUCGCCAGGCGCCACGUUGUGCAAGGAUCUCCGGUUGUACCUGAGCAAGUGCUUCACGCCCGGCUCGGUGGACGGCGCGCUUCAGCAGGUCAUCCGGGAGAACCUUUACCUCCGAGCCGUACCCUGUACGACCAGACCGCCUAGAGCGGGAGAGAUCUCCGGGACGGACUAUAACUUCGUGUCCGUCGAGGAGUUUUUCUCUCUGGAGGGGUCGGGGGCGCUACUGGAGAGCGGAAAGUUUAAAGGGAAUUACUACGGCACGCCUCGCCCCGUUCACGUCGGCACCGACAGCCCCCCCAUCACCUACCAGGAACACCGCAAGCUCCUCAGAAAGUUUCGCACGCGCAGCAAGUCGCUCAGCCACCUGGAGAAAGCCGUGAGCGAAGCGGAGCGCGGCGACGAGGACCUGGGCCUCCGGGGUGGACGUCGCCCACCCGGGGGGCGGCGGGCGUCAACCGACGGGGUCGGGUGCGUCCUGGAAAACGGGUUCCUCGGCAACGGCGCCGCGGCGGAUCGCUGGGAGCAGGCCUUCAGCGACCCGGGAGGCUGCCUCUACGUGGACCACAAGAGGACCAGCUGGCAGAGUCCUCGAGCCGCGAGCGGGGAGCCGGUCUACAAAACCCAAUGGUUCACCGAGCACCCGGAGGAGCUUCGGGGCUUUCUCGUGCGGACGCGUCUGAUCAAGGGCGUCAGGGGCUUCGGCUUCAACAUCGUCGGGGGCAGCAAGCCGCGGGAGUUCCUCCAGGUCUACAGCGUGACUUCGAGCGGACCCCCGGACCUCCAGACAGCGGACAUUCUGGUGUACGUCGAUGACCUUUGCGUGUUGGGGGUGUCGCACAAGAAGGUGGUGGAGAUGCUCAAGUCCAUACCGGUGGGCCACAGUGUGGACAUCGCCGUCAGGAGAGGAUACCCCAUGCUGUACAACCCGGACGGGUGCCCCAAACACAGCCCCGGCGAGGACCCCGUCCUACUUCCCACCACCUCGCAGCCUGAGCCCCUUCACCAUCUAUCCCGCCGCCUGACGCCCAGUCCCCACGGCCAUCUUUUUAACGGGCUCCACGCCGAUUACUUGGAGCCCGGCGGGAUUCUGGACGCCAACGGCAACGCCAGCCGUCGGUCCUCAUUGAGACGCUCCAGUUUGAGCAACACCGCCUCUCCGCCCCUUACGCGCCCGCCGCGUUCCUUGAGAAGUUUAGCCCGGCUGCAGUCGCUUGAGCCGACGUUUGCGAGCCAGAGUGACAGCGAAGUUGUCUCUGCUAUCGGUUCACACAGGGCAUCAAUGAUUCGUAACCACAACAACAACUCCCUGUCCACACCGCAGCAUCCUUUACGUUACGGCAAGUCCUCGGAGAGCGACCUGUCCACUUGCGCGCUGCCCCUCCCCCAGUCGCCCCAAAGGCCCUCGUCCUCGCCGGGCGGCUCCCGCGGCGCUCACGCCCGCCUCUUCAGACCGCAGCCCUCUCACCUCCGACCUGGCCCGACGCCCGAGAGCCCCCGCCGACGCCCGAGAGCCAGCUCCGACGGUUUUGGCGGCGACGGCGGCCCCGCGGCCGGUCCCGGCAAGAUGUCGUCCCCUGGCGGCGGACUCGCCGGGUUCACCGGUGGCGAGCUGGUGCCGGUGGCUUUGGCGCAAAGCGAAGCGGACAGAGGUCUGGGGUUCAGCUUGAUGGCGAGCGGGCCGGGAGGCGGAUCGACCGUGGUCAGGAGAGUCUGGGACAGGAAGCAGUGCAACACCCUGCAGCCAGGGGACGCUGUUGUCAAAAUAAACGGAGCUGACGUCCAGAGUCUCAGCCUUGCUCAGGUACAAACGGUUCUUCAGGAGCACACCAGACAAGGAGAAGUCAUCCUGUUGGUGUACAGGGGAGGGAUCAAUCGAGCCCCCGGCGCCGUUCGGAGACUGCCCCCUCCUCUUCUUCGACCCCCUCCCCCACCCGGCGCCUCGGACGCCGAUGCCUUAUCCGCCCCCCGUACGUCGAUCGCCACGCCGACGCGUUCCUCGCUGAUCCAGAGCACCAGCUUCUUGGAGUCCAUUCCGGUCACUCUGACCAUGGAGCCCAAGGACUGGAUCGGUCCAGGUCUUCGGGAUGCCGCUUCAGGAGAAGAAGAGGGGGCUCGACCCCUCAGGGGGUUCGACGUGGAGCUGAGGAGGAAGCUCGGCGAGGGAUUCGGCUUCGUCAUCGCGUCUCAGGAUCUGGAGAACGUAAAAGCUGCGUCCCUCCUGCCGCACCGCUUUGUGACCGUCCGCCGAGGCAGCCCGGCGGCCAAAAGCGGCCAGAUCCGGCCCGGGGACCGGUUGGAGGCCGUGGAGGGACGCCCGGUGGUGACGCUGCCCCACCGGGAGCUCGCCCAGAUCCUUCGCCGCGCGGGAAACACGCUCCGCCUCACCGUCGUCCCCCGGCCCGGCGCCAACUCGACGAGCCUCUCGGAACCCGCCGAGUCCGACCUCGGGCACAGGAGCAGGAAGGGUCAGAGGUCGCGUCCCAAACGGGAUUCCCGGUACUACGGCGUCGACUUGGAACGCGGCCCCUCGGGAUUCGGCUUCAGCCUCCGAGGCGGCAGUGAGUACAACAUGGGCCUCUACGUCCUGGCGCUGAUGGAGGGCGGACCCGCCUCGCGAAGUCACAAGAUGCAGGUGAGCGACCAGCUGGUGGAGAUCAACGGCGACGGCACGGCGGGGAUGACCCACAGCCAGGCGGUGGAGCGGAUCCGCACGGGAGGCCGGCGCAUCCGCCUGGUCCUCAAGCGGGGAAACGGAUACGUGCCGGACUACGGCCGUGAGCGCAGAGUCGCCUCCCCCUCUCGCCUGCGCCACCCCAAGGAGCAGGGUAUGGCUGCAGUAGACACCGGCGGGCAGAGGGGGCGCCGCUCCAAGCGCGAGCGGAGGGGCGGGUCUUGGGAGGGGCGGGGCAAGGGGACAGGGAGGAGGCGAAGGCGGGGACCCGGAGGGAGCUCUCGGCGGACGAGGGCGUCUCGGAGUUUACCCCCGCCGACGGAUGACGGCCAGGCGGGGAGGGUGAGGAAAGGGGAGAGAGGGAGGAGCGGAGAGAGAAAAGACCGGAAAGAGGAAGUAGCUCCCGCUGAGGAGAGGCCCAAGGGGUCGAGGGUCCAAGAGGAAGAGGAACUGGAGAGAGGAGAAGCGCUGCCGAUUCCAAGUCCUUCCAAAAAGCUUCCCUGGCCCAAAGCGGAGAGCGAGGAGGACCCAGAUGAGAAGUGGGAAGUGGCGGCAGGCUACCGUCACGCGAAGUGGCUCCGAGGCCUGCUGGACCACGACGAUGACUUUGCGGACCAUCAGAGUGGAGAUGACGCGCAAGGGGCGGCAACAUCUGCUGACGCCGUGACCACUUCCGGCCUUCAGAGGAAGCCCUUCGCCUUCCUCGCUUCCGCGCUUUCGGUAAAUCGGCUGAGGGAUGAGGAGUCAGACUCCGGAGGCAGCCAAUCAGACGCCGCCAGCGUCUCCGGCCUCUCUGCGGAAGCGUCCGGCCGCGGGGCCCUCGCGCUCCCGGGCCCCUGGCUCGCUCCCGGCCGUCGUGGGGAACGGGCGGACUUUGGCGCCGUCGGAACGGGAAACGGAGAGGAGCGAGGAUGGCGCUUGACGGCGACGGGAAGUCUGGUGGGAAAAUAA